AUGUUGUUAUUCUAUCGCGUGCUGGCCAGAGCCUUUCUUCCGUUCCUCAUCCUUUCAGAAAAUUGGGUUUCAGCUGAGAACAUCAACUUUUACAAUGUGAGACCUCCACUAGACCCCACUCCAUUUCCAAACAGUUUUAAGUGCUUUACCUGUGAUAAUGCAGUGGACAAUUACAACUGUAACAGAUGGGCUGAAGAUAGAUGGUGUCCUGCAAGUACUCAGUACUGUUUGACAGUCCAUCUCUUCACAGACCAUGGGAAGAGCACAUCAGUCACCAAAAAAUGUGCUACUGGAGAAGAAUGCCAUUUGGUGGGCUGCCACCGCCACCGAGAAAGUGGCCACACAGAGUGUGUUUCUUGCUGCGAAGGCAUGAUUUGCAACGUGGAAAUACCAACCAAUGACACAAACGCAGUAUUUGCUGUCUUGCAUGCCCGGAGAACGUCGGAUGGCAGCAGGCGGACAGUCAACGUUGCGGUGCUUGCGUCAGUCGUGAUGCUGGCGUUGUCGUGA
Molecule: messenger RNA, 510 nt
Organism: Opisthocomus hoazin
Lineage: Eukaryota; Metazoa; Chordata; Aves; Opisthocomiformes; Opisthocomidae
Gene: LYPD6B
Product: LY6/PLAUR domain containing 6B
Molecular function (GO): acetylcholine receptor regulator activity
Source: RefSeq, a predicted model, not a curated record